AUGAAGUCUACAAUUGCGUUGCUUGUGGGAUCUGCCACGUCGGUUUCGGCGCAAGGAUGGCCUGGUAAUUAUGGAGGUGGGAAUGGAGGCGGGAAUGGAGGCAACUGGAUGAGCGGUGCGAUCAGUGCUCUUACGAAACAGCUUCAGGGAGAUGCGGCCGCGGCUGGACCGUUCAGUACGAUCACCAGUCAGAUCCUGUCUAGCUAUGUCGAGCCUAUCGAGACCCAACUCCUUCGCAACAGCUACAUCGUCCGCAACGAUUCCGAGCUCCUCCUCGGCGGCAAACGCUGGACAGCCUCAGGCGCAAAUGUCUACUGGCUAGGCCUAGAUGAGAACGUGAUCCCUCCCUCCGGCCAACCCUUCUACGCCCCCUUCAACGCCAGCUACCCAACCCACGGGCGAAUCACAGAAGUGAUGAACACUCUCGUGACCAUGGGCGCCCACACCAUCCGCUCCCAAACCCUCGGGGUCAGCGUCGGCAACCCACUCUCCCUCGAACCCGCACUAGGCGUCUUCAACGACGCCGCCUUCGACACGAUCGACUGGUCCGUCUACCAAGCCCGCGAACACGGUCUCCGGAUCUUCGCCCCAUUGAUAGAUAACUACGACUACUACCACGGCGGCAAAUUCGACUUCCUCCGCUUCCGCGGCAUCAACAUAAGCAGCACGACCUCCCCAAUCGACGCCCAGGUAAUGCAAUUCUACACCAACGCCACCAUUAUAAACGACUUCAAAGCUUACAUCCACCACCUCCUCACCCACGUGAACCCCUACACCGGCCUCACCUACGCCGAAGACCCCACCAUCUUCGCCUACGAAACCGGGAACGAGCUCGGGGGCCCAGUAUUCGGCGACAUGGAUGUCCCCGUCGCCUGGACGGACGAAAUCUGCUCGUACAUCAAAUCCCUCGGCCCGCACAAACUCUGCAUAGACGGAACCUACGGCAUCAACGCCACUCAUCUUGACAUCGCCAGCGUAGACAUCUACGACGACCACUUCUACCCCCUCAAUUUGACCAAACUAACCACCGACAUCUCCCUCGUCGGUUCAGCGAAGAAAGUCUACCUAGCAGGCGAAUACGACUGGACGGGCAAUGUGGCCAGCGCACCAAGUCUCCAAUCCUUCUACAACAUCAUCGAAUCGCAUCAAAACUCCAGCCAGCCAGUGAUAGCAGGCGACCUCUUCUGGUCCCUCUUCAUGCACGACGUCCCCAAUUGCGAGAUCUUCGUCAACCAUACUGAUGGCUUCGCACUACAAUACGGGAACCCGACGAAUACGGUGCAGAACAAUACGCAGAUUAGUACUAUCCGACAGCAUUUCUUCAAGAUGCAGGGGGAGGAGGUGAGUGCGUAUUUGCCGGCUCAAGCAUGCCCGGGGAAAUUGAGGGAUUUGACGUAUUCGCCUGGUGUGGUGGAUUUUGAGGGGGAUGUGUAUUGA
This is a messenger RNA of Recurvomyces mirabilis, 1437 nucleotides long. RefSeq lists its product as uncharacterized. NCBI's taxonomy places the organism in Eukaryota, Fungi, Ascomycota, Dothideomycetes, Mycosphaerellales, Teratosphaeriaceae. Bases 1 to 1437 code for a protein of 478 amino acids. Gene Ontology annotation, molecular function: mannan endo-1,4-beta-mannosidase activity. The record is from RefSeq and is a predicted model, not a curated record. The transcript is spliced from 2 exons.